Messenger RNA from Tremella mesenterica DSM 1558, 1062 nucleotides. RefSeq lists its product as uncharacterized. The record is from RefSeq and is a predicted model, not a curated record. The transcript has 10 exons. Gene Ontology annotation, biological process: DNA repair; DNA damage checkpoint signaling. Lineage: Eukaryota; Fungi; Basidiomycota; Tremellomycetes; Tremellales; Tremellaceae. Bases 1 to 1062 code for a protein of 353 amino acids. Gene Ontology annotation, cellular component: checkpoint clamp complex.
AUGUCUCUCAGGCCUGUCCCGCACCAGGUGCUUGAAGUGGAACUAGCGGAUGUAAGACCUUUCGCUCGUCUUCUCCGAGGUAUAGGCUUCAAGCAUAAUGCAGUCAUGAGUGUCUCCGAGGCUGGGUUCGAGGUGACUUUAGAGGAAGUCAGAACUCUAUGUGCCGUCGCAUGGAUCCCAGUAAACCUCUUCAAGACAUUCAUCUUCCACCCAUCUCCUGUGCCAGCCAUUGUAGAAAUCUCACUCGAUACCAUGCUGCAGUGUCUGAACAUCUUCGGUAACGCAGGAUCCGGCGGCGCGGCAGCACCAUCCCGACAACGUUCUUCUCGACGUUGGGCUGGAGAUGGGGAACAAGAGGAGGAAGAGCAGGAUAAUGGGCCGAGAAAAGGUAAGGAGAAGAGGACGCAGAUGCGAAUGACGUGGGAGGGAAUUGGGAGUGAGUUGAUGAUUCACCUACAAGAUGAAGGUAAAGGACCCGUGACAACAUGUGCGCUCAAGACCCUUGAACCUGAAGAGCUCAUGAACCAAGAAUUUGAUGACGAUCAACGUGUUUUAUAUAUCAUCAUGAAAUCUGGGUGGUUUCGUCAAGCCCUUGCCGAUCUCCCUCCAUCGUGCAAAAAAGUGACUUUCACAGCCACACCUCGUGAUUCUGACGUACCACCUCCGGUGAUGGACGCCACUGGGAGUAGCAACGACCGUCGGACUCAGAGGGCCAGAAAAGGGAAUUUCUCCAUUCUGGCCGAAGGUGAUCUGGGGAAGACAGAGCUCGACUACCCAAACGAUCGCGAGGUGAUGGACCGGUUCGAAUGUCCCGAACGUAUCUCCUUCAGCUAUCAUGCGGCACAUAUCAUGCUCCUUUACCGCGCUCUGCAACACAGUAUCAAGAUCUGUAUCCAGAUCGAGACUGAGGGAUUCCUCUGUGUGCAGAUUAUGAUGCCUGUCGGGGAAGAUGUACCAGUGGGGGGUCACUCUGGAAUAUUGGAGUUUAAGAAAGUCACAGAAAAUGACAGUAGAGGGAUAGCCAGUAACGUACAGAUGCACGCGUUAGAGGAAGGUAUGUGA